GGGGCGGGGGGGCCCUCGACUUGUUGUGUUGCUGCCCGAGAGCCGGAUACCGUCGUGCUGCGGCCGAGCCGCUCACCAAGUCUCCCGACCAUGUCUCACCUAGUCGAGCCGCCGCCGCUCCUGCACAACAACAACAACAACUGCGAGGAAGGGGAGCAAACCCUGCCGCCGCCCGCCGGCCUCAACAGUUCCUGGGUGGAGCUACCCAUGAACAGCAGCAAUGGCAAUGAUAAUGGUAAUGGGAAGAAUGGGGGCUUGGAGCACGUCCCGUCCUCAUCUUCCAUCCACAAUGGAGACAUGGAGAAGAUCCUUCUGGAUGCACAGCAUGAGUCAGGACAGAGCAGCUCAAGAGGUAGUUCUCACUGUGACAGCCCUUCACCACAAGAAGAUGGGCAGAUCAUGUUUGAUGUUGAGAUGCAUACCAGCAGGGACCACAGCUCUCAGUCAGAGGAAGAAGUUGUAGAAGGAGAGAAAGAAGUUGAGGCUUUGAAGAAAAGUGCAGACUGGGUGUCAGACUGGUCCAGUAGACCUGAAAACAUCCCACCCAAAGAGUUCCAUUUCAGACACCCUAAACGCUCUGUGUCUCUGAGCAUGAGGAAGAGUGGAGCCAUGAAGAAAGGGGGCAUUUUCUCUGCAGAGUUCCUGAAGGUCUUCAUCCCAUCUCUCUUCCUUUCUCACGUGUUGGCUUUGGGUCUUGGCAUCUAUAUUGGAAAACGACUGAGCACACCUUCUGCCAGCACCUACUGAGAGAAACGAAAAGCCCUGGAAACUCGCGUGGCCUGUGAAGUGGUGUAUUGUAGUUUGAAUUUGAGACCUAUUGUAAGCAUGAUCACCUACAACCCUAUUUUUACAUACCCAAUUCCAGUAACUCUCAAAUCCAGUAUUUUGCUCAAACUCUGUUGAGGCAUUUACUAACCUUGUUCCCUUUUUUGGCCUGUAAGAUACUUUAGAGAUUCCUAACAGAGUUUACUGUUGUUUAGAAAUUUGCAAGGGCUUUUUCUCAGCAGUGCCACCAGCAGAUUAUAACCCUGUCAACAGUGCAUCUCUUCUUAGUACCACCACAGUCACACCUGUGUCACUCAUGCUAGAAGCUGUAUUCUAGCCAUGCAGCGACCUCUCUUUCUAAGUGAGAUCAGGUUUGCAAACAGUACUAUAAAAGCUUUGUUUAGUCUUUGUUUUGUUUUCCAGGACAAAAACAAGCUUCUAAGCUUGAAUUUAUAGUAAUUAAAAAGAAAACAAAACCAAAAAAAAAAAAAAAAAAAAAAGAAAAAGGAAAAAAAAAAAAAAAGUCAAGACACAAGGGAAAAAAUAUCCUGGGCAAUAAAAAUUACUUUAAACCAGCUUUGGAGCCGCUCUUUCCUAAGCCUCCUGUACCGCCUUCAUUUGUAGGAGGCAGCCUGUAUGAGUGACAGAUAGGAAGUAGAAGAAUAGGACAUACUGGCAGAUUCUAACAUUAGUAUGUUGCAAUGCUGUCUUUUCUAUGAUAGAGAAUCUUAUUUCUAAGGAACUCAGGCCUCAGGCCUAGACAUACAUGAAACUGCUUUUGAGAUUUUUGUGCAUUUGGUAUUGUCAUGUGUUACCUGCAUGUAUAAUUUCUCGUGAUUUUCUUUAACUUGUUUUUCUGGUUUCUUUCUUUCUGUUUUUUUUUUUUUUUUUUUUCUUAGAAGAGACUUGAAAUGAGUCUGAUUCAUGGUGUUAAUAGAGGCUUCUUGUUUUAGGAAGCCUUGAGUGCACUCUGAAGCCUUUACAUUCUGGAGAAUAACUUCAGAGUUAUCCCAAGCACUUGUGUAAUUUUGAAAAGCAGACCUGGGUUGUGAGAACAGUUGAAAAGUUCUGGAAGAUGCCAUUCAUUCUCUUUGGUCCCUUCCUGUUGUCAGCUUCAGUCUUCCCAAGGUGUGCCUAGGCUCUCCCAGGCCUCUGUGAUGUUUUCACGUAGUUGUCUUCUCAGUUCUGUCAAAUGCCUGAUGUUCUGUAAUACUCAGAAAAUUCUUUGAAUGGCAGACUUUCUUUUGUCUGUUUCUAAAAUGUGAAGCAUUAGGACCAAAUUGUUAGCAUCAGGAUUGCAGAUUAUCUCAAGUAGAUUUUGUUGGAUUUCAGAACAUAGCACGACUCUGAAGGAUUCUGUUUUAUAUAUAAAUAAUUACUGUUUAUGAUGUAGAUUUGCUAUAGUUAUACAGAACCAUUGUGAAUUUUAAAGCUAGCAACCUACACAGUGCACCAGGUUGACUUGAAUAAAUAUGGCAACCGGGUUUGCCAGUGUGCAGAAACUAAGUCCUCUCUCACAUAAAGAGUUAUAAGAUUGUGUGUUAUAUGAAAGUGGAAAGUAAAUAGAUAGGAAGACAUUUCUGUGAUUUUUCAAAAACAUAGCUGUUAUCUUUAAGAAAGAUAAUAUAUCCAAAGUAAUUUUUUGUGACUUAUUUUCUUUCUGGCAUCUAAUGUCUAAAUGAUUUGUGGGCAUCUUUUGCCCUUUUCUUUUCUGGCUCUUAAACCUGGUGACACUUAAUUUGCCUUCUCACCUAUUUAUUGCAAGUGUUUUUAUUUGGAUUUCUUUAGAAGGAAAGUAAAUCUGAUGGCCUAUUGUUUUGUUGUUGCUUUGGGAAGCCUGAAUCAAAUUGGCCAGGCUGGGGAGGCUAAACUGCAGCAUACUUUGCAAUGCUGAUCGUGUGCUAGCAGAGCAGAGUUACUCUACUCUAAGCAGUCUUGCAGGCAGACGUCACCACCUUCUAAAUCAGUAGCAGUUUUGUCAGCAGUGCCAUUGAAGUGUAGGGAUAAUUAUGAUUUUGUUUCAACAUUAAAACUAAAUUCAGUUUUGCCAUUUUUGAAAGUAUCAGAUCACGGAACAGUACAACUGUCCAUCCGUGAACUUGUGUGGUGUUGAUUUGCAGCCCGAUGUACGGGAUAUUUAUGCUCCUAUGCAGAUUCUUGUUGAAUGAAAAUAGACUGUCCUAUCACAAAGCAGAAUCCAACCAAGAGUUCAAAUUUGAUAUACUGUUUAAAAAGCUUUAUUCCUGUUUACAAUUUGGGAUGAAAAGCAGGCUUCGUUUUAAGUUGGUUGAAAACUGGCUCAGAUGUUUGUAAGUCAAGAGGAAAGCGGCACAGAGAGCAGCGCAACUGAGUUACUCGAUUGCAGUAAAGAGUAAAAUGGAGACUCGGCCCAUGAUACGAAUCUCACAUGAACCAGUUGUUGGAACUCCUGGCAUUAAUGGAGCCAGAGUGAUAUGCAUCCUUCAUCCGUCUCGUCAGCACUUGUGUCAUUCCUUACAGUUUACAAAACACAUGUAACUUGUAGCUAUAAACAUUUUGUGCCAUUAAAGCUCUCACAAAACUU
Molecule: messenger RNA, 3328 nt
Organism: Psammomys obesus (fat sand rat)
Lineage: Eukaryota; Metazoa; Chordata; Mammalia; Rodentia; Muridae
Gene: Bnip3l
Product: BCL2 interacting protein 3 like
Exons: 6
Coding region: 91-747 (218 amino acids)
Biological process (GO): positive regulation of apoptotic process; defense response to virus; mitochondrial outer membrane permeabilization
Cellular component (GO): mitochondrial outer membrane; nucleus; mitochondrial envelope
Source: RefSeq, a predicted model, not a curated record